This is a messenger RNA of Brettanomyces nanus, 462 nucleotides long. RefSeq lists its product as uncharacterized. Lineage: Eukaryota; Fungi; Ascomycota; Pichiomycetes; Pichiales; Pichiaceae. The transcript has a single exon. Gene Ontology annotation, biological process: translational initiation; negative regulation of translation. Bases 1 to 462 code for a protein of 153 amino acids. The record is from RefSeq and is a predicted model, not a curated record.
AUGAUGACCAAGACUAUCUAUACGGAAGAGCAACUCUUGAACUUUGAGGACCACGGAGAUCUUCCUGUCGGAGUUGACUUGGCUCCUUUCAUAGAAAUGGUGGCCCAGGUCAAAGAGACAUUGAAUGAGUUGGAUGAAAGGUUCCCUAAACGUAAAGGUUUUGGUGUUUUUCACCACACAAAUCGCCCAAGAAGAAAGAGACAACCUAAAGAGGUUACUGGUGAUGAUGGCUGGACUUCUCUGCUUCCUAAGAAGCACAAUCAGACUAGUGCUGAGAGCGCUGCUGCUGAACAGGAAGCUCAGGAAGAGGAAGAGUUUGAACAGGUCAAAAGUUUCAAGACCAAUGCUGCCAAGAUUUCCUCGGGUAAAACUGGUAGUGCAUCUUCCAAGGACACUGUUGCCAUUGCUCACGUUUCCAGAUUCAAUGCCUUUGACGCUUUGAAUGUUGAUGACGAAGAGUAA